Molecule: messenger RNA, 2025 nt
Organism: Sorghum bicolor (sorghum)
Lineage: Eukaryota; Viridiplantae; Streptophyta; Magnoliopsida; Poales; Poaceae
Product: ACT domain-containing protein ACR6
Exons: 6
Coding region: 335-1792 (485 amino acids)
Source: RefSeq, a predicted model, not a curated record
GUAGCGCUGCACGACCAAAGGCAACUGGGGGCAGACUGCCUUUACUCCCGCCCGUGUCCCGUGCUGCGCUGCGCCCUCUUGUCUUUCGCCGGCCUCCCCGCGCCGCUGUUAAUGGAAACGGCGCGGCGUUUCCUUCCCACUGCCCCCCUCCCCUCCUCCUCCUCCUCCUCCUCCUCCUCCUCCUCUCGCCUGGUCGCUUCUUUCCUACGACUCGCAGCUUCGCCGUCGCCGCUCUUCUUCUCCUUCCCCUACAGAUAAAGCGGGUGGCUGGCUUGGAAGCCUUGCGGUGGAGACGGCGGUCUCGGAUCCAACGGAGGCACCCAGAUUUGCUGCCAUGGCGAGGUGGGCGGAGAUGGUGGAGGACGACGACGACGACGAGUACGCUAAGCUGGUCAGAAGGAUGAACCCACCAAGAGUGGUCAUCGACAAUGACGCGUGUGACAACGCAACUGUCAUCCGGGUUGAUAGGGUCAAGAAGCAUGGCAUUUUACUGGAAGCAGUUCAAGUCCUUGUCGAUCUCAACCUCGUCAUCACCAAGGCAUACAUUUCUUCGGACGGCAAUUGGUUCAUGGAUGUGUUCAAUGUGACCGAUCAGGACGGGAGUAAGCUUCAGAACAGGGAGGUCAUUGACCAUAUUCAGAAAGUAAGCAUGCUGCAUUUACUGCUAACCUCUGAUGUUUCUACAAGACGCCUUACCCCUUGUGCCCUUCAACAGUGCCUGGAAUCAGACGGCUACCUGCCUCCUCCGGCAAACGGCGGCUUUGUGCCACCGGAAGACCAGUUCACCUCCAUUGAGCUGACCGGCGCGGACCGCCCGGGCCUCCUCUCGGAGGUGUGUGCAGUGCUCGCCGCCCUGAGCUGCAACAUCGUGAAGGCCGAGGUGUGGACGCAUGACAGGCGCGCCGCCGCCGUGAUCCAGAUCACCGACGAGGCCACAGGGCUCGCCAUCCACGACGUGGGCCGGCUGUCCAGGGCGCAGGAGCUUCUCAGCAACUUGAUGCAGAGCGACGGCAGGUGCAACCGCGGCGCCACGGGCGUGUCCGUGGGCACCGCACGCACGGAGAGGCGCCUGCACAAGAUGAUGCUGGAUGACCGCGUCGGCGGUGGCGAGGAGGCUGUUGGUGGUGGCGAGGAGAGGGGCGGCUGUGGCAAGGCUAGGCACAAGGCUGCCAAGGUGGUGGUGAUGGACUGCACGGAGAGGCAGUACACGGUGGUGAUCCUGCGGUGCAGGGACCGGCCGAAGCUGCUCUUCGACACGCUGUGCGCGCUCAACGACCUGCAGUACGUCGUGUUCCACGGCACGGUCGACGCCGAGGGUGCCAGCAAGGAGGCCUACCAAGAGUACUACAUCCGGCACGUCGACGGCCACCCGGUGCGCGCCGACGCCGAGCGGACCCGCCUCGUCCGGUGCCUGGAGGCCGCCGUCGAGAGGCGCGCGUCCAACGGGCUGGAGCUUGAGCUGGAGGUGAGGACGGAGGACAGGGUGGGCCUGCUGUCGGAGAUCACGCGCGUGUUCCGGGAGAACAGCCUCUCCAUCAUCCGGGCGGCGAUCACGACCAAGGACGGCAAGGCGGAGGACACGUUCUACGUGUCGGACACGUACGGCAACCCCGUCGACGGCAGGACCAUAGACGCGGUGGGCGAGCAGCUCGGGCACGCCGUGCUGAGGGUGAAGCGCCGCGGCCACGACGCGUCGGUCAAGCACGAGGCCGAGGGCGGCGCAGUGUCCGUCCUGGGCAGCCUGCUCAAGGGCUCCUUCCAGGGUCUCAGGCUCAUCAGAUCCUACUCAUAAACCGUAAUCCAAGAAGUCUGACUAGUUACACAAGAUCUGGGCAUUGUACAUAGCUUUGAUUAGUUACACAAGACCUGGGCAUGGGCAUUGUACAUAAUAACUCUGAUUAGUUACACAAGACCUGGCCAUUGUACAUAUAUAAAUCUGAUGUAGGUUAGGAAAUAGUGCAGCAGCAGAACAUGGUUCCUGCUUUGUGCAUUUGCAGUCAAUCACAUACCAUUACAAGUGCAACA